AUCUAUGGAAAUCUCCGUCUUAAAGAAAAAGAAGAACACAAAAAGACACAGCUCACAAGUCACGUCUUUUAUUUAAUGUCUGCACUUUGUCUAUAAACAGAGAGAGAGAAAGUCUUUACUCUCUCGUUUGUCUUACCUUCUCUUACAUUUUAUUUGAGAAGUGUUGAGUUCCCUUCACUUUUUGUAGGGUCUGGAGUGGAUUUUUCCUUCAGAUAUUUUUUGAAAAAGUGAAUGGCAGAGAUAGGGAAGACAGUGCUUGAUUCAGGAUGGUUAGCUGCUAGAUCAACUGAGGUUCAUCUCAGUGGGACCCAACUCACUACCACUCAUUCUCCUUCUGGUCUUGAUAAACCAUGGAUGGAAGCUGCUGUUCCUGGAACUGUUUUGGGAACCCUGGUGAAGAACAAAGUUGUUCCUGAUCCUUUUUAUGGGUUAGAAAACGAAGCGAUUAUUGAUAUAGCUGAUUCUGGAAGGGAGUAUUAUACAUUCUGGUUCUUCACAACUUUUCAGUGUAAGCUGUCAGCAAACCAGCAUCUGGAUCUGAAUUUUCGUGGAAUCAAUUACUCGGCAGAACUAUAUUUAAAUGGAAACAAGAAGAUCUUGCCAAAGGGGAUGUUUCGAAGACAUUCUCUUGAUGUUACUGAUAUUCUACAUCCUGAUGGUCAGAACUUGCUUGCUGUUCUGGUUCACCCUCCAGAUCAUCCUGGUACAAUUCCCCCAGAAGGGGGGCAGGGUGGUGAUCAUGAGAUUGGAAAAGAUGUUGCCACGCAAUAUGUUGAGGGAUGGGAUUGGAUAGCUCCUAUAAGGGAUAGGAACACUGGCAUAUGGGAUGAGGUAUCGAUUUCCAUCACUGGGCCAGUGAAAAUAAUAGAUCCCCACUUGGUUUCAACCUUUUUUGAUGGUUACAAGAGGGUAUAUCUGCACACUACAACAGAGUUGGAAAACAAAAGUUCCUCGGUUGUUGAAUGUGAUCUGAACAUCCAAGUGACAUCAGAACUUGAAGGAGGUGUUUGCAUAGUAGAACAUCUUCAGACUCAACAUCUGUCUAUCCCCUCUGGAAAACGUGUUCAACAUACAUUUCCUCAGCUUUUUUUCUACAAGCCCAACUUAUGGUGGCCAAAUGGAAUGGGAAAGCAAGCAUUAUACAAUGUCACUAUUACUGUUGAUGUAAAGGGACAUGGAGAGUCUGACUCAUGGAGCCAUAUGUAUGGAUUCCGUAAAAUUGAGAGCUAUAUUGAUAGUGCAACUGGUGGAAGGUUGUUCAAGGUCAAUGGGCAGCCUAUUUUUAUCCGCGGUGGUAAUUGGAUAUUGUCGGAUGGGUUGCUAAGGCUUUCUAAAAAACGCUACAAAACAGACAUCAAGUUUCAUGCAGAUAUGAAUUUUAACAUGAUCCGUUGUUGGGGUGGUGGAUUAGCUGAGAGGCCAGAGUUCUAUCAUUACUGUGACAUCUAUGGUUUGCUGGUGUGGCAAGAAUUUUGGAUAACUGGAGAUGUUGAUGGAAGAGGUGUCCCUGUUUCAAAUCCAAAUGGUCCACUUGACCAUGACCUUUUUAUGCUAUGUGCAAGAGACACUGUCAAGCUUCUACGAAAUCAUCCUAGUCUUGCUCUUUGGGUGGGUGGAAAUGAACAAGUUCCGCCACCUGACAUCAACAAUGCUUUAAAGGAUGAGCUGAAGCUCCAUCCUUAUUUUGAGAGUCUCCAUAACACUGGCAAGUCUGUGCAAGAACUGUCUGCAAGUGUGAAAGAUCCUAGUAAUUAUCUUGAUGGUACACGCAUUUAUAUCCAAGGAUCAAUGUGGGAUGGCUUUGCAAAUGGAAAGGGGGACUUCACUGAUGGUCCUUAUGAAAUACAAUACCCAGAAAGUUUCUUCAAGGAUGAUUUUUACAACUAUGGAUUCAAUCCUGAGGUUGGUUCUGUUGGAGUGCCAGUUGCUGCUACCAUCAAAGCUACAAUGCCUCCAGAAGGAUGGAAAAUUCCAUUGUUUAAGAAGCUUCCAGAUGGGUAUGUAGAAGAAGUGCCAAACCCCAUAUGGGAAUACCACAAAUACAUUCCUUAUUCAAAACCAGGCAAGGUUCACAAUCAGAUUCUACUAUAUGAGACUCCAACAGAUCUUAAUGAUUUUUGCUUGAAGGCUCAGCUUGUAAACUACAUUCAGUAUAGAGCUCUAUUGGAAGGCUGGACGUCCCGUAUGUGGAGCAAAUACACUGGUGUUUUGAUUUGGAAGACUCAGAAUCCUUGGACAGGUCUUAGAGGUCAGUUUUAUGACCAUCUACACGACCAAACAGCAGGUUUUUAUGGCUGUCGCAGUGCUGCAGAGCCAGUCCAUGUCCAGCUAAAUUUGGCUACGUAUUUUAUUGAGGUUGUUAAUACUCUGUCAGAGCAACUAUCUGAUGUUGCCAUAGAAGCAUCGGUAUGGGAUCUCGAAGGAACAUGCCCAUAUUAUGUAGUGCAUGAAAAGCUCUCUGUUCCUUCAAAGAAAACAGUACCCAUACUUGAGAUGAAAUAUCCAAAAUCAAAAAACCCAAAGCCAGUCUACUUUCUUCUUCUCAAACUCUACAAGAUGUCAGAUUAUGGGGUUAUAUCUAGGAAUUUUUACUGGUUGCAUCUGCCUGGUGGAGACUACAAACUGUUGGAGCCAUACAGGAAGAAGAGAGUUCCCCUUAAGAUUAGAUCGACCACUUUUAUCAAAGGGUCCACUUAUGAAAUGGAAAUGCAUGUCGAAAACAAGUCCAAAAGGCCAGACUCAAAAAGUUUAACCUACAAGAAUAAUUUUGUUACCAGAAUUGGUGAUGGUGAUUUUGACAUGGCCUCAGUGGAGCCGGUAAAUAGUGCAGCUGAGGAAAAACAGGAGGCUAGUUUAUUCCAGAGGAUCUACAGACGUUUUUCAGGGGAAACUGAUGAUUUGCAGGUUUCUGAAAUUAACGGCUCUGAUGAAGGAGUUGCUUUUUUCCUAUAUUUCUCUGUUCAUGCUUCGGAACCAGGCCACAAGGAAGGAGAAGAUACAAGAAUUCUCCCAGUCCAUUACUCAGACAACUACUUUUCACUUGUACCCGGAGAGGUGAUGCCCAUCAAGAUAUCUUUUGAAGUUCCUCCAGGUGUUACCCCGCGGAUAAGACUCCAUGGCUGGAAUUACCACAGUGGACACAAAGUUUAUUGAGCUCAGUAAGAUUACUUCCUCUCCAUUUGAUUGUUAGUGGUCUUUCAGAUCAAUCAAAUAAAAAAAAAAGAUUCAACUUCUGGACUCAAAGUUGUCUCAUUUCCUGCACAGCACAGAGCUUGUACAAGUUGACAUUGAAGAUAAAGCAGGGGUGCCAGAGAGCUUUCAGAUUCAUUUUCUGUACUUCCUAUUGUUUGAGGUUAUAUAUCGUAAUAGUAGUAUGUAUUUUGAUUUCCAAUUGUAAAUGACUGUUUCAUUGAACUGCAUUCAGCAUUUGAUGUGGUUUUCUGUGCCUUUUCAUAUACUUUCGAUUCAUUUCUUGAUAUGGAGAGGAAAGAAGUCAGACAACGAA
This is a messenger RNA of Populus nigra (black poplar), 3505 nucleotides long. RefSeq names its product mannosylglycoprotein endo-beta-mannosidase. Gene Ontology annotation, biological process: carbohydrate metabolic process. Gene Ontology annotation, molecular function: hydrolase activity, hydrolyzing O-glycosyl compounds. The record is from RefSeq and is a predicted model, not a curated record. Bases 232 to 3153 code for a protein of 973 amino acids. The transcript has 11 exons. Lineage: Eukaryota; Viridiplantae; Streptophyta; Magnoliopsida; Malpighiales; Salicaceae.